This is a messenger RNA of Nanorana parkeri, 659 nucleotides long. It is a transcript of the gene DPT, whose product is annotated as dermatopontin. Gene Ontology annotation, molecular function: extracellular matrix structural constituent. The coding region runs from base 44 to 637 and encodes 197 amino acids. Gene Ontology annotation, cellular component: extracellular matrix. The transcript is spliced from 4 exons. Lineage: Eukaryota; Metazoa; Chordata; Amphibia; Anura; Dicroglossidae. Gene Ontology annotation, biological process: collagen fibril organization. The record is from RefSeq and is a predicted model, not a curated record.
UCAUGAAGUAAGUCCCACAGUCUGCGCCAGCAGCAAAGACAAUAUGAUGCUGAUACUGCUUGGUGUGCUGCUGCAGCUGGUGGUGGCAACGUGGGCACAACAUGAUUAUUAUUACUCACACCAUGACUACUCCGAUGAUCAAUGGGUUAAUCUUUUCAGGCAAGGAUUCAAUUUCCAGUGCCCACACGGACAGGUAGUAGUUGCAAUAAGGAGCACAUUUAGCAAAAAAGAAGGAUCUGAUAGACAAUGGAACUAUGGAUGUAUGCCAACACCUUUUGAGUUUGGGGAACCUACAGAAUGCUGGUGGGAAGAAAUCAACAGAGCUGGAAUGGAAUGGUAUCAGACAUGUUCCAACAAUGGCUUGGUGGCAGGAAUUCAGAGUCAGUACUUCGAUUCAGUACUGGACAGGGAAUGGCAAUUUUACUGCUGCCGUUACAGUAAAAGAUGCUCGUAUGCCUGCUGGUUGACACAAGAAUAUCCUGCACAUUAUGGAAAAGAGGUGGACAUGGUUCUGUAUUCUCAUGGCUACUACAUCAGAGGAGCAACCACAACCUUUUCUGGAGUGGAGAGGGAUCGUCAGUGGAAGUAUAUUAUUUGCAGACUGACAGACUUUGACUGUGAAUUUGAAAACUUCUAGAAGAAUACCGAAACCAAAGCAU